Drosophila erecta is the source of this 731-nucleotide messenger RNA. RefSeq names its product ubiquitin-conjugating enzyme E2-24 kDa. Lineage: Eukaryota; Metazoa; Arthropoda; Insecta; Diptera; Drosophilidae. The transcript is spliced from 2 exons. Gene Ontology annotation, molecular function: ubiquitin conjugating enzyme activity. Gene Ontology annotation, biological process: protein polyubiquitination. The record is from RefSeq and is a predicted model, not a curated record. Gene Ontology annotation, cellular component: nucleus. The coding region runs from base 81 to 590 and encodes 169 amino acids.
UCCAUCCGUCGACCAUCCAUACAUACAAAAAUUCGUCACUUGAAAGUACAAACUUUUGAGAGCUGGCGCCAACCCAAGAUAUGGAAAUGCCAGCUUCUGUAGAGGAUGACACACCUUGCUGCACCCGGAAAUUCAACAGCAGUGCGGUCAAGAGGAUCCAGAGGGAGCUGGAGGAGAUGUCGCGGGAUCCGCCGCCGCACUGCAGCGCCGGGCCGAAGGAGGACAACCUGUACGAGUGGACCUCGACGAUCAUCGGACCAACGGACUCCGUCUACGAGGGCGGCAUAUUCAAGCUGGACAUACUCUUUCCGGUUGAGUAUCCUUUUGUGCCGCCGAGUGUCGUGUUCCGCACGCCCAUCUAUCACUGCAACAUCGAUCGCCUGGGCUUCAUCUGCCUGGACAUCCUGAAGGAGAACUGGUCGCCGGCACUGACCAUCUCGAAGAUUCUGCUAUCCAUUUGCUCCCUACUCACCGACUGCAAUCCCAGGGAUCCGCUGGUGAACAGUAUUGCCGUCGAAUAUCUGAACAACCGAGUGGAACAUGACAAGAUAGCGCGUCUCUGGACCAAACGUUAUGCCAAGGACGACUAGGGUCUGAAACUCUUAAUGCCCCAAAAGCCAUUAAGUCCGCCAAAUUAAGAGUAGGUUCAGCCUUAAAUCGACGAUUUGUAGAUCUUUUUGUUGUUCACCGCGUUGUUAAAUGCAAUAUACCCAUGCUGUUCGAUCACUCGG